AAAGGAAAAGGAAAAUGGAAAUGAGAAAGGACUUCGAGAGUGGCCGAGUUAUCAGUUUAUAUCCUAACCUUAGCUGAAUUACACACACACCGUGCCAAAUAAACAAUGGCGGCUGCUAUCUCUCCGGCCGCCUCCGCCGCUCUCCGCCUCCUCAAACCAUUGUCCGCCGCCCGUCUCUCCUCUCUCUUCACCAAUCCCAAAUUCAAUCACACCAGCGCUCCAUUGCUUCUCUUCUCCCACGCCGCCCUCUCCCGCCACCACCGCAGCUUAUGCUCCGUAGUCCCCGCCGCCGUAUCCUCCGGCGAGGCUACAAAGUCACCCGAACCCCUCGAGCUGGAAAAAGGCGCGAAUAUUCGCGAGUUCCGCAAGAAAUUUAAGAUUGUUGACAUUAAAGGAGGGGAUGAUCAGGGAUUGGAUCGAUUGGGCGAGACUCUUGUGGUUAGGGGAUGGGUUAGAACACUCAGAGUUCAGAGCAGUGUUACGUUUAUCGAGGUUAACGAUGGUUCUUGCCUUUCGAAUAUGCAAUGUGUAAUGAGUUCCGAUGCCGAAGGUUACGAUCAGGUGGAGAGUGGUUCGAUUGCAACUGGUGCUUCGGUAUGGAUACAAGGUACUGUAGUAGCUAGUCAAGGCUCAAAGCAAAAAGUUGAGUUGAAGGUCGACAAACUUAUAUUGAUUGGUAAAAGUGAUCCUUCGUUCCCUAUCCAGAAGAAAAGGGUCAGCAGAGAAUUUUUGAGAACUCAGGCUCAUCUUCGUCCACGAACAAAUACUUUUGGAGCGGUUGCAAGGGUGAGGAAUGCAUUGGCGUAUGCAACACAUAAAUUUUUCCAAGAAAAUGGCUUCGUCUGGCUCUCGAGCCCGAUUAUUACUGCUUCUGAUUGUGAAGGAGCUGGCGAACAGUUUUGCGUAACAACCUUGAUUCCAAACUCGAGCGAAGCUACAAAUUCUCAUGUGAACGCCAUCCCCAAAACGAAGGACGGGUCAAUUGAUUGGUCAAAGGAUUUUUUCGGAAAACCUGCAUUUCUUACAGUGUCGGGGCAGCUCAAUGCUGAAACAUACGCUACUGCUCUCACUGAUGUAUAUACUUUUGGUCCUACAUUUAGAGCAGAAAAUUCCAACACUUCUCGACACUUAGCUGAAUUUUGGAUGAUUGAACCGGAACUUGCAUUUGCUGAUUUAGAAGAUGACAUGGCUUGCGCAACGGCAUACCUCCAGUAUGUAGUGAAAUACAUUCUCGAAAACUGCAAGGAAGAUAUGGAUUUCUUCAACACAUGGGUCGAGAAAGGAAUUAUCGACCGUUUAAAUGACGUGGUUGAGAAAAGCGUUGUGCAGUUAACAUACACCGAUGCCGUUGCACUUCUCCUGAAAGCAAAUAAGAAGUUUGAAUUCCCGGUGACAUGGGGAUGUGAUUUGCAAAGUGAGCACGAGCGCUACAUCACCGAAGUGGCUUUCGGUGGCUGCCCUGUAAUUAUAAGAGAUUACCCCAAGGUAAUCAAGGCGUUUUACAUGCGCGAAAAUGACGACGGAAAAACUGUUGCAGCCAUGGACAUGUUGGUUCCGCGGAUUGGUGAACUAAUUGGUGGAAGCCAAAGAGAAGAGCGACUCGAUUAUUUGGAAAAACGCUUGGAUGACUUGAACCUCAACAAAGAGAGUUAUUGGUGGUAUCUUGACCUACGUCGAUACGGUUCAGUGCCGCAUGCUGGAUUUGGAUUAGGUUUCGAAAGGCUUGUACAAUUUGCAACGGGAAUAGACAAUAUAAGAGAUGCAAUUCCUUUUCCUCGAGCACCUGGCUCAGCUGAGUUCUGAUGUUUGUCUUCCGCAAGAGAUCGGGUCGCAAGUAGAAUUGCUCGACAAAUCUUAAUUUAUGUUUCCUCCAAAUUUAGACAUUCAACGACCAGAUUUUGGUACUUUAGAUUUUGCGAUCGAUUUUUUUUAGCUUCGCCUUUGAGGUACUAUCAGGUAAUUGCUGUAUAAUUAAGGGUCUCCUUUUUUCUAUCUAUAUAUAUUAUGGCGAUAUGAAAGGUGUACAAAUUGCCCCAACCGCGCCAAUAGUGCCCACAUUGUGCUUUGUAAAAAAUACACUAAUUUUUGGCCAAGCCUAGUACGCGCAUGGUCUUAGGUUAGUUCUUUAUGUA
Molecule: messenger RNA, 2132 nt
Organism: Erythranthe guttata (spotted monkey flower)
Lineage: Eukaryota; Viridiplantae; Streptophyta; Magnoliopsida; Lamiales; Phrymaceae
Source: RefSeq, a predicted model, not a curated record